ACGUGUAAACGUCGCUAAACAGUGAGACUUGAGAUAACUCUGUGAUCAAAUAAUACAAAAUGAAUUGUAGUUUGUUCGUGUCAGGUGAUUCUAUUCCAAUAUUUGAAUAAUAAUUUUCUGUUUUAACAGCUUUGCCAAUUGAAAAUGAAAUGGUCCUGUCUUGUGUAUGCUGGAGCAAGACAGCAUUUUAAGCGGUGGUCAUCUGAUUGAAUAUCAUAACAGUCGGCAAUCUGCCUCCUGGUUGUGCAGUUCUGCAAUACACAAAAUAAUGUAAACAUAUAUUUAUAUUCUAUUGUGAUCUGUGAGGAGGCACUCUAUACAUCUACGUUGUCGUUGCAGCACUGACGAUGAUAUAGGAGAAGGCGAACAGCGUAGUGGAGCAGUACCUAGACGUGCCCUCCUGGAUCCACCGACAUCUGAUCGGCAAAAAGGGCGCCGACAUUCUCAAGACGAAGGAGGACAGCCCCAAGGUCUAUUUCGAAAAGAACAAGGACCGCCAGGAGAAGGACAAUCGUAUCAGAAUAGAAGAAUUUUUGGAAUGGAAAUCAAAGAUGGAACUGGAAACACAUUCUAGCUACUUCAGAAGGGCAGGAGUGAUUAGUACUUCGGGAACUAAGCACCUCUAUUAUCAUUGCUCACGAACUGGAAGAUAUAAACCUGUAGAAGUGAGACAACGAAAGCUGAAAUCACAAGGCACUGCAAAACUAGAAACUAAGUGUCCAUCAAGGCUAGUAGUGAGAGAAGGUGAUCAAAUUUAUGUGAAAUUUUUCGACAAACAUGAAGGUCACGGAACCGAUUUGAAGCAUAUUCGUCUACCACUUUCUAUCAGAGAAUACGUAGUAGGCAAGCUGAAAGAAGGAGUUGCAAUGAAGCAGAUUCUAGAAGACAUCAGGGAAGAAGCUAUUGCUAAGGAAGACAUGGGUCUGGCUUCCAUGAUAACCAAAAAACUCGUCCGCAACAUAAAAAAUAGUUGCGAAUUCACCAAGGACAUAAUGGAUCAUUCUCUCAAAAGAGAGAAGUCUGUGGAAAGAAAAAGAAAAAAGGUCAAAGAUUCAAUAUCCUGUGAGAGGAGUGAGCCAUCAGAAUCAAUUAUGAAUACUGAGGAAAAUGCAGGGAUUUUUAUAGAAGACUAUUUGGACAUGAACAACAUUCCAAGUAUUGAAGAGCACUUCAACCAUCAAAUCGUUGAUGGCGUUUUUGUAAUUGAACAAACAACAUCAGAAAAUGGUGCGGAAACAACACAGUAUCUACAUGUGAACAAUCUUUUAACAGCUGUUGAUUACCAAGAAGAAAAUUCUUCAGAAUCGGCAGAAAAUCAUGAGGAAACAACAGAGGAAACGGCUCUUGAGGACAAUAAUCUUGUAGCAGUUGAGUAUGAAGAAGUUGCCGAGCCGGUCACCAGUCGUAGACAACUCGUCAAUGAGUGCACCGCCAUUUUGACCACGCUACGAUCGCUAGUGUGGGACCUGAGUGAUAGUGAGUUGAGUAUUUAUAAGGCCAACUUGAAGACUCUCCUAGAAAUCUCUCUCGGUCAAGUCCCUGCUGAAGACAGUUUGCCUCAGUGACAUUCAUUUCAAAUUGGAUGGAUGGUGGAAAUUGAUGUUAUUAUUUAGUCAUGUAUAAUUGUUACACUUAUGUGAAAAGAAUGUUUAUAUUUGUCACUUGUUACUGUGAGGAAUGCUCAAGUGAAUCUCAUUGCACUUCAAGCCAAGACUGACUAUUAUCAAUACCUACUAUUACUUCUGGCCCCACAACUAAUCAAUGACGUCAUAACAUGUAGAUUGAUUCUUCCUAGAAUUAAAGUAGAAUUUCUACUAGCGUAUCAAUGUAUGGUAUGCUCUUCAACGUUUGUUACUGUA
Nilaparvata lugens (brown planthopper) is the source of this 1859-nucleotide messenger RNA. RefSeq lists its product as uncharacterized. The transcript is spliced from 7 exons. The record is from RefSeq and is a predicted model, not a curated record. NCBI's taxonomy places the organism in Eukaryota, Metazoa, Arthropoda, Insecta, Hemiptera, Delphacidae. The coding region runs from base 552 to 1565 and encodes 337 amino acids.